AUGAUUCUCGAAGAACGGAAAGGAAGGAACAAGCCAAAUGACACACCAUCAGACCCUGUUUGCCCACAAGAUGAUGUAGAAAUGAAACAACCAGGAGAAAAUUCAGAGAUAAAGAGAUAUCCAGCAAGUGGUGGAGAACUGUACACAGAGGUUAACUUAAAGGAUAAAAAGAAAAAGCCUGAUAGCGACAACGAAUCUAGUAAGCCUACAGCUGUUGACAAAAAUGUAGAGGGCCUACAAUAUGCAGAUCUGGGUUUGCCUCGCAGUUUACCAACUGACAAGAAAAAUGUAAUCCACCACCCAGACCAGGAGACAACUUACUCCAGUAUCCAACCCCAACCCCAACAGAUCUGACAACCAGCGCCAUCCAUAGUACAUCCAACCAACAAAGUGCAUCCUGUUGAUGAUAUUUUCACAACCUGCAGAAAAGAAAAAAAGGAAGAAAAAGAAAAAUAAUGAAUAUCAACAACAGGAAAAUGAGCACACAGAGGAGUGAACUUGAUUUAGAAUCUUCUGUCAAAAAUUAAAUAACAAGUCAAACACUUGGUAAAUUAAUGCUGCAAUAAUUGAUUAUGCGUUUACAUUUAUAAAUAUUAUUCACCCCAACAAUCUAAUUUCCCUAGUCUGUUAACUGUUUUAAUCAUUAUUGUUAUGCUAACCAUAUUAAUUACCCUAACUAUGUUAAUUAUCUUUAUGAUUUAAUAAUUAUACUUUGAGCUAUAAUAGAGCUGCAUGAUUAUACAAACAUAAAUUUGGUAUAAA
Anneissia japonica is the source of this 762-nucleotide messenger RNA. RefSeq lists its product as uncharacterized. Lineage: Eukaryota; Metazoa; Echinodermata; Crinoidea; Comatulida; Comatulidae. The record is from RefSeq and is a predicted model, not a curated record. The transcript is spliced from 4 exons. Bases 1 to 354 code for a protein of 117 amino acids.